Messenger RNA from Suillus bovinus, 1067 nucleotides. RefSeq lists its product as uncharacterized. NCBI's taxonomy places the organism in Eukaryota, Fungi, Basidiomycota, Agaricomycetes, Boletales, Suillaceae. The transcript is spliced from 4 exons. Bases 164 to 931 code for a protein of 255 amino acids. The record is from RefSeq and is a predicted model, not a curated record.
UUUUACGGUCGUAUGCCACUUUCCAGCGCCAACGGACAAGUUUGACCACAGCUUACGACGAACUGUCUUCAUUCCUACACAUACUCAUCGUCUGAGUAUCAGUACUCUUUAUAAGUAUCCUUACGAUAAAUAAAACAAAGGAAACCGUCGGAGAGAGCUGUUAAUGCCCUCCUACUCUAUGUCAGAGGACACUAGGUCGUCGACCGCACCUAGACCUCGUCGUGUCCUCGUUCUAUCAAAUCCAGAUCCAGGCGACUCUAGCAGUAGUGAGGAUGAACGUCCUCGUUAUCCUAAUCAUCACCCUCAGGAUUCUAACUCUUCCUUGAUUCAACAUCCAACAUCAGUAAUUCCAACCCCACCAUCUCGUCCUCCAAGACCCCGUCCUGCUCCCCCCUUGACAACAACCGGUCUGCCACACCACUAUCCUCCAUCCCGUUCAAAUCCCAAUCUAUCCUCUCCUUCGAGUCAGAGCUCAAAUGCAGUCGAAUCAACUCCUCCACCAAGCACUCCUGGUCAAACAGCACAUUCAGAUUUGAGUAAUUCAGUCAUCACCAUUGAUGAUGGUACAGCACUCGUUGAACGUACCGAAACCGCUCAACCUCCUACUCGUUUCCAGAAGAUUGCCGAUGUCCUUCACUUGCGUCAUCGCAGACCUUCACAUCGACAUCUGGGCUCUGACAUUUCUCUCCAUUCUCCAUCCCCUUCUGCUUCAUCGCCGACUGUACCACCCCCGCCUACAUGGGUCAUCAUGGUAACCUAUGACUGCCAUGCCUAUACAGCUGUCGACAUCACAAAUGCAAACAGCGCAGCUUUUAUUUGGGAACGCAUUUUUGCUGAAUACCCCAUGAAGAUCAGUGUGGACAGCUCUCCAUCUAUCGCACCCAAAUCGGCAAAGUCGCAAUCGGCGAACCACUAUCAGAUGAUAACCUAAUUCGGCUGGUUCAUGAUCGAGGUGACAGCGAGGGGAGCUUGAAGUUCUUGGUUUGUCCUUCUCAAGCAAGGGUUCAGGAUCCUUCACUCUUAAGCUCGCCAGUCAAGUCCGUGCCCCCACCCCCCGUACCGGUAUU